This is a messenger RNA of Podarcis raffonei (Aeolian wall lizard), 3140 nucleotides long. RefSeq names its product fatty acyl-CoA reductase 2 (gene FAR2). Gene Ontology annotation, biological process: long-chain fatty-acyl-CoA metabolic process. Gene Ontology annotation, cellular component: peroxisome. Gene Ontology annotation, molecular function: alcohol-forming very long-chain fatty acyl-CoA reductase (NADP+) activity. Lineage: Eukaryota; Metazoa; Chordata; Lepidosauria; Squamata; Lacertidae. The coding region runs from base 94 to 1641 and encodes 515 amino acids. The transcript is spliced from 12 exons. The record is from RefSeq and is a predicted model, not a curated record.
ACGCAUCGCUCGCUGCGCGUCGGCCCGCGAGCGGGAACGAGAAGCACCGCGCCCGCAGAUACCUCCACAAAGAAGCUGGAAACUGAAAGCAACAUGUCAUCAAUUGCAUCCUACUACAAUGGAAAGUCAGUACUUGUUACUGGAGCCACAGGUUUUAUGGGCAAAGUGCUAGUGGAAAAGCUGUUGUAUUGCAGCCCUGAUGUGAAAAGUAUUUAUAUUCUUGUGAGACCCAAGUCUGGACAAUCAACGCAAGAGAGAGUGCAGGAUAUGGUGAAGUGUAAGGUGUUUGACAGAGUCAGAAAAGUGUGGCCAAACUUCUAUGAGAAGAUUAAACCAAUCAAUGCUGAACUUACCCAGCCAAAUCUGGCCAUUGCUCCUGAGGAUGCUCAGGAGCUCCUCUCCGAAGUUAACAUUGUCUUCCAUUGUGCUGCAACAAUUCGCUUUGAUGAGCCACUGAGGCAAGCCCUUCUGUUAAACGUCAUGGGAACAAAGCAACUCCUGAAGUUGGGCCACCAGAUGCAGAACCUCAAGGCCUUCAUCCACCUUUCAACUGCCUAUGCAUACUGUAAUCGGAGUUACAUAGAUGAAGUCAUUUAUCCUCCUCCUAUGGAUCCCCAGAAACUUUUUGAUCUUGUAGAGGGGAUGGAUGAGUCCCUCAUUCAAGAGAUCACACCCAAACUGAUUGGGGAUUGGCCCAACACCUACACAUUCACCAAAUCCUUGACAGAGUACGUAAUUCAGCAAGAGAAAGGUAACCUAAAUACUGCCAUCAUUCGACCAUCCAUCGUGUGCUGCAGCUGGCAAGAACCUUUCCCCGGGUGGAUUGAUCAGUUCAAUGGACCAUGCAUUUUCUUGAUUGCGACUGGAAAGGGGAUUGCACGGAUUGUAAAAUGCAACAAAGAUGCAGUUGCAGAUAUCAUUCCUGUAGAUAUUGCCAUCAAUUUGAUCCUUGCUGCUGGAUGGUACACUGCAGUUCAGAGGCCCAAGUCACUGUUGGUAUACAAUUGUAUAACAAGUAACAUCAACCCAUUUUCCUGGGGAGAAAUACGCGAUGUUGCCAUGGGCAUAUUGGAGAGGAUUCCCCUGGAGAAAGCCUUCAGAAUCCCUAAUGCUUGCAUGACCCAAAGCGACUUUACGUAUGAGUAUUGGAGAACUGUUAGUCACAAGUUCCCCGCCUUUCUCUAUGAUUUGUAUUUAAGGCUAACUGGAAGGAAGCCAAGAAUGAUGAAGAUGUACAACCGCCUCCACGAGUACAUGCUGCUCUUUGAUUUCUUUUCCAGCCGUUCCUGGGAAUGGAAAUCAGACAAUAUGAACAUGUUACUGAACCAACUUAGUCCAAAAGAUAAGAAAUUGUUCUUAUUUGAUGUCCGCCAGUUGAAUUGGUCAGCAUACAUAGAAUAUUUCUGUCUAGGAGCUAAGAUGCAUGUGCUGAAUGAAGAUUUGGCUGGCAUUCCUGCAGCAAAGGAGCAUUUACGAAAGCUAAGAAACAUUCAAUAUGUCAUCAACACCACCCUGAUUGUGUUCAUCUGGCGCGUAUUUAUUGCAAGGUCGCAAAUGGCACAAAAUAUGUGGUACUUUAUGGUACAGCUCUGCUACAAGUUCCUUAGCUACUUUAGAGUUUCCAGCACCCUCAGGCAUUGAACAUACCUGUCUGGUUAUUGACUACCAGCUCUUGGAAAGACCUCCAGUCAACAAUUGUGUGCGUGUUUGAGCUUCAAAGCAGCAGAGUAUCUCUCAGCUGCUGUGUCAUUCAACAUAUUUCAUUAAAUACUCAUAGCUUAUUUUUUUCCUAAUAAACCACCAUCUUACGUCUCUAGGUCUACCAGGCUACAUAUCAAAGCCAUAACUAAAUAUUUGGACACAGGUCAUUUUAGAGCACUUACCCCUGCUGAAGGGAUGUAGAUUACCAAAGCUGCCCUAUUUCACCUCGGAUACAAAACACUAUUUAAUAACCCUCAGUCUCAUCUCUUCCUAUGCCCCAAAUGAAAUGUGAAAAUAUCUGAUAAAACAAGAAAUAGCUGACUAAGUGGAGGUAUAUUUUUCAAAACCCUUCAUUAGAUUAAUUGAGAGCAAUUGGGAUUUAAAUGUUUUGCUUUUGCAUGGGGCAGCCUCACUUCAAAGAUAAACAAGAGAAAAUAAAAUCAGCAUGAGAGUGGUGGAAGGUUUCAGAUUUUUCUCUCUUCUCAUGGCACACAGAUUUCAGUACACUUUUUAAAAUGCAUGUCUUUCCCACACACUUAACUGGUUUUAUACAUUUCUUCUUUUCCACGGGGAACACUGCAAAUUGUAUUAAGAUAAAAAACUAUGGGCCCCUAAACCAUAAAAUGUCCAACAUACUACAAUUUCAAUGAUAUUUUUUUCAUUUUUAUGCCGUGAAAUGAUGCAUGUCUAAAAAGUACGUCAUUUUUCUUUUUUUUCUUUUUUCUUUUGCAGAAGCCACCAUAGUUAAGCUGAUAUAUUUGAUAUAUCAGAUAUAUUUGAAGCAUAAAUCAUCUCCAUAUAAUAUGGACCAAUUCAUUACAAAGUUCAAGGGCCUUCCCUGUCCUGACGAUCAUUUAUAUGGACAGUAACAAUUUGCAAACAUUCCUUUUGGGUUCAGAUAUUGCUUUUUCAAUAAUAAUAAUAAUAAUAAUAAUAAUAAUUUUAUUUAUAUCCCGCCCUCCCCAGCCGAAGCCGAACUCAAACUAUGCUGAUAAAAUGAGAUUAUUUCCCCUAUUUGCAGAGCUAUGGCAAUUUAGACAGCUGUGUGGAAUGCAAUUGCACAAAUGUCAAAAGCUGUUAUGGAUGCAACUCUUCACUCUUCCUUUUACAAUAUGUUGCAACCCUUACAUUGGCAUUCAUAUUGCAUUAGAGUUGACUAGCCUUUUGCUCAGUCUGGAGAAGCCCAUUGUCAAGCCCAGGUCAGAUAUUGUGAAAGCCUCUGCAUUAAUGGCCUGCUAACAAGUGUAUAAUGAUUAAGGCCAAAAUUAGAAAUCCAAAAUUAGAAAUCCAAAGAGGAAAAGCUGGGAAUGAAAAGGGCUAAUUGAAAAUUACAGUAGCACAUUAUGUUGUCGUCUUCAGUGGCAUUCUCCCCUGCCCCCGAUAGAUUGGUUUUUGAGAUUAUAUGUUUUAAGUGAUGUGUUGUGACAGUGGAAUGGAUA